Centropristis striata (black sea bass) is the source of this 3053-nucleotide messenger RNA. Its product is annotated as zinc finger and BTB domain-containing protein 7C. The transcript is spliced from 4 exons. The coding region runs from base 421 to 2436 and encodes 671 amino acids. NCBI's taxonomy places the organism in Eukaryota, Metazoa, Chordata, Actinopteri, Perciformes, Serranidae. Gene Ontology annotation, molecular function: RNA polymerase II cis-regulatory region sequence-specific DNA binding; protein binding; DNA-binding transcription factor activity, RNA polymerase II-specific. Gene Ontology annotation, biological process: regulation of transcription by RNA polymerase II. The record is from RefSeq and is a predicted model, not a curated record.
CCUCUCACUCUCUCGCUCGUCCUACAUGAGCCACACACAACAGUGAGCCUGACUCUUAACUCCACACUAGCCACUCUGCUACACAGACAGACCCAAGAAUCACACUCUGCUCUCCUCUGUUGCGCUGCUUUUGCUCCUCUUCAUUGGAUAUUCCUCCUCGGGUGUUUCUUUUUUUAAUUUAUUUUUUGUGAAUGGGCAUCCACGGCCGGUGUGAGGAGCUUGUGAAUGGACUGACUGCCUGGCUGACUGAUUGACAGACUGGCAAAAAAGAGAGAGGCAGCUGUGUUUCAAUUAAAAAGGGCAAUGCUGAGAGGUCAAGCGAGGAGCAACAGAGCCUCUUAGUAGUCUGGAAAUACAAAGACACGUGAGGGGAAUCAAGAAACUGAAGGCACGAUCAGCAUCAGAGACAGAGAGAGGAGCAUGGUUCAUCACAGAGAAGAGGAUCUGAUCGGGAUCCCCUUCCCAAAUCACAGCAGCGAUGUUCUCUGCAGCCUCAAUGAGCAGCGGCGUGACGGGCUGCUCUGCGAUGUCAUCCUCAUCGUUCGCGACCAGGAGUACCGCACCCACCGCUCCGUUCUGGCCGCCUGCAGCCAAUACUUCAAGAAGCUCUUCACAGUGGCCACCGGUGAUGGUGGGGAUCACCAUCACGCAGCGGCAGUGUACGAAAUCGACUUUGUGGCACCAGAUUCUCUCACAGCCAUCCUGGAGUUUGCCUACACCUCCACUCUGACCGUGACGGCAUCAAACGUCAAAGAGAUCCUGAACGCAGCUCAGAUGCUGGAGAUUCCCUGCAUCAUCAACGUUUGCCUCGAGAUCAUGGACAGCGGGGGCGGAGGCGGCGGAGGAGGCGGAGGAGGGAGAGGGGAGGAGGGAGAAGAGGAAGAGGAGGAUGCGGAGGAAGAUGAGGAGGAGGAAGAAGAAGAAGAGGAUGAAGAGGAGGACGAGGGGUCGAGGAAGGAUGAGCAGGAGGACGAGGAGGACAACGUCAGCGAGAGGUCGCUGCAGUCGUCGGAGAGCAGGGGGGAGCAGACGCCUCCGGGGACGGGGGACUCGCCUCCUCCCAGCACCUCCACGUACCACCAGCAGUUUGAUCUGCACAGAGAGUCGUCACAGUCACAGUCUCCGGACACCAUGAGAGGAAAACAGGAGAGUAUGGAGAGUCGGGCUUUGAAGGAUUUCUCCAUCGAGUCUCUGCUCCAGGAGGGCCUCUACCCCCGUAUGUCAACACUGGACAGGAGGGCCAACUUCUCCCCUCUCCUCCCUGGCUUCUACCCCUCCAUGUGGGCCGCUGAGUUCCCAGCCUUCCCCAAGCAGCUCCUGGACCCCAGCCACCACCAGCAUCCCCACACCGGAGCCUCACCGCAAACCAGGCUCCCCAACACCUUCCCCACCUCUGCACCGCUGGAGGCCUCCAGGCCCCUUGAUCUAGCUGUGAAACGAGAGAUCAUAAAGGAGGAGAUGAAAGAGGAAAUCCCACUCAGUCUGCUCCACGGCAACUUCCUGAAGGACUUUGUCAGCUCGGGCCUUGGCAGCAGCAUGAACGCUGGGUCAGCACCGUCAGAAGGUCACGCUCUGGGUCCCAUAAAAGAUGAAUCUGACUUCCGGUCGUAUCUGAACUUUCUGAGCUCUGCUUCCCACCUGGGGGCGCUGUUCCCUCCCUGGCAGCUGGAGGAGGAGAGGAAGAUGAAGCCCAAAGCGUCGCAGCAGUGUCCCAUCUGCAACAAGGUCAUCCAAGGAGCUGGGAAACUUCCACGACACAUGAGGACACAUACGGGGGAGAAACCGUACAUGUGCACUAUCUGUGAAGUACGAUUUACCAGACAAGACAAACUGAAAAUCCACAUGAGGAAGCACACAGGUGAGCGCCCCUACAUCUGCCUUCACUGCAACUCCAAGUUUGUCCACAACUACGACCUGAAGAACCACCUGCGAAUCCACACAGGCGUCCGUCCGUACCAGUGCGAGCACUGCUACAAAAGUUUCACACGGUCCGACCACCUACAUCGACACAUCAAGAGGCAGAGCUGCCGCAUCUCCCGCCCCCGUCGAGGACGAAAGCCAGCUGCUUGGCGGUCUACACCCACCAGCAACUUCCUGUGCCCCCCCUCUGCCGCCCCCAACAGGUUUGAGGAGAACGGGUUGAGCCCCGCAUACCAGGGAGUCAAGAGUCACGGACUUGGGGAGAUGCUCGGGAACAGGGGUCUGGGAUUUAAGAGCGGGGACCGAGCGGGCAGGGAGAGCAGGGAGGAACGGCGAGCAGAGGGGAAGCAUGUCGCAGAGGAGGAGAAGGCGGGAGCGGGGAGGCAGAGAGGAGUGUUUGCCUUCGCCCUGGCUGGAGAAGAAGUGCUUACCCACUCUCCAUUUUAUGCUGCGACCUCUGACCCCUGGACCAUGAGACUGGAGCGUGCUCCACCCAUCCCUGAGCCGGCCAAGUGAACUGUGGAAGAAAAAACACACAAAAGACAAGAAAGAAAAGUCUUUAAUCUCUGUGUCGGUUCUGCUCCAGGAAGCUAAAGCACCUUUUUAAAAAGUGAAAGUGAGAUCAAUGAACCUUUGAAGCCUGCUGAUGUGGCAGUAGUAAAACAGACUUUUUUUCUUUUUUUUUUGGGAAGACACAGUCUAAUUAAAUAAUUUCACAGAUGUCAUGUUGAAUAAUUGUUUACAAAUAUUUCGAUAGCAUUUUAAGAGGAGGCAAACAGAAUGAGGAAAACAUAUCGGUAUGCUGUUAUAUAUAUUAUUUGCAUUAUUUAUCUACAAGGUGGUCGAAAAUGCUAUUAACUCAAAAACUACAUAAUUCUACAAUGUCCUCUGAAGCCAGAUGAGAUGAGGCGUUUAUACUGAAAAGUAUUCAUAUGCAAGAAAAUAUAAAACUACAAAUCAGAACAGGAACUAUUAAUAAAAUGUUAAAUUAGUGACUAUGAUGAAUGUAAAAGCAAUUAUUACAUGUUCAAAAAUAAUCAAAAAUGUAUUUAAAAAAAGUUAUUAUAACAUUUCAGUCUCAAAGGGAAGAGGAGGAGAUAUAAAUUAAUUAAAUACAAUUUAAAUAAACACAA